AUGGUCAAGAAAGCUACCAGCCCCGCCUACGUCCUAGGCGUGGGAAUGACCAAGUUCAUCAAACCUCGCGGCAAGGUCGACUACAAUGAGCUAGGCUACGAGGCCGGUAUCAAGGCCAUGCUCGAUGCUCAAAUCACCUACGACGACGUCGACCAAGGUGUCGCCUGCUACGUCUACGGCGACAGCACCUGCGGCCAGCGCGUCUUCUACCAGUUCGGUCUCACCCAGAUCCCCAUCUACAAUGUCAACAACAACUGCUCCACCGGCUCGACUGGCCUGGCCAUGGCCCGCACCAUGGUCUCCCACGGUGCCGCCGACUGUGUGCUCGUCGUGGGCUUCGAGAAGAUGAACCCCGGUAGCUUGCAGUCCAUGUACAAUGACCGCACCAACCCGACCGGUCUGUUCGGUACGAUGAUGGCCGAGACUCGUGGUGUCACCAAUGCCCCCGGCGCCGCCCAGAUGUUCGGCAAUGCUGGCGUUGAAUACAAGGAGAAGUACGGCGCAACAAACGAAGACUUCGCGGAAAUUGCCCGGAUCAACCACGAACAUUCCAAGCGCAACCCCUACUCCCAGUUCCAACAAGAAUACACCCUGGACCAAGUCCUCAAAUCCCCCAUGAUCCACGAACCCCUCACAAAGCUUCAAUGCUGCCCAACCUCCGACGGCGGCGCCGCAGCCGUAAUCGUCUCCCAAGAAUUCCUUGACGCCCGCCCACACCUCAAGGAAAACGCCAUCUUAAUCGCCGGCCAAACCCUCGCCUCCGACACAGACCAAGUCUACAAUCAGAGCUCCAUUGACCUGAUGGGUUUCGGCAUGUCCCGCUACGCAGCCCGCACGGCCAUCGCCGAAGCAGGCGUCAACGUCAAGGACAUCAAGGUCUGCGAGCUGCAUGACUGUUUCUCCGCCAACGAGAUGAUUACCAUCGAUGCGCUUGAACUCUCCGAGCCGGGCAAGGCUCACGAGAUGGUCCGCAAGGGCGAUAUCACUUACGGAGGUAAAAUGGUCAUUAACCCCUCCGGCGGCCUCAUUUCCAAGGGUCACCCACUCGGCGCGACAGGUAUUGCUCAGUGCGCCGAGUUGGUCUGGCAUUUGCGUGGUUGGGCGAAUAAUCGUCUGAUCGACGGUACUGAUGCGGCUCUGCAACAUAAUCUCGGUCUGGGCGGUGCGGUCGUCGUGACUGUUUACAAGCGUGCUGAUGGUAAGGUCGCUGCGGCUGUUCCUUCGGAUGUUGUGGGUAAGUUUAAUAAGCUGGGUUAUAACCCUGCUGUUGAGGCUCGUGGGUUCACUGCUGCGCAGGCCAAGUCUGUGGUUAGCCAGAAGCAUAGCAGUGAGUACGCUGUUUCUGAUGCGCAGGAGCGGGUCCUGGCUCGUUUCUGA
This is a messenger RNA of Penicillium waksmanii, 1377 nucleotides long. RefSeq names its product putative sterol carrier protein. The record is from RefSeq and is a predicted model, not a curated record. The transcript has 2 exons. Gene Ontology annotation, molecular function: acyltransferase activity, transferring groups other than amino-acyl groups. Lineage: Eukaryota; Fungi; Ascomycota; Eurotiomycetes; Eurotiales; Aspergillaceae. The coding region runs from base 1 to 1377 and encodes 458 amino acids.